Polistes canadensis is the source of this 532-nucleotide messenger RNA. Its product is annotated as elongation factor 2-like. The annotation marks the transcript as partial. The transcript has 2 exons. Gene Ontology annotation, molecular function: translation elongation factor activity; ribosome binding; GTPase activity. Gene Ontology annotation, biological process: translational elongation. Gene Ontology annotation, cellular component: cytosol; ribonucleoprotein complex. The record is from RefSeq and is a predicted model, not a curated record. Lineage: Eukaryota; Metazoa; Arthropoda; Insecta; Hymenoptera; Vespidae.
AUGUUCGCUUUUAACUCUUUCACGCAGGCGAGUGGCCUCAAGGUUAAUACUACGGAUUACAAGAACAUCACUUUCGCUAAAUCGUUGGGAACCGAUGGCAGAUGCCUUGGGACGUGUAUUUUCUGUCGUUACGUUGAAGCCAUUGAAAAUGUACCUUCUGGUAACAUUUGUAGACUUGCUGGUGUUGAUCAAUUCUUGGUCAAAACUGGUACCAUUACUACGUUUAAAGAUGCACAUAAUAUAAAAGUUAUGAAAUUCUCGGUUUCUCCUGUUGUACGUUUAGCAGUUGAACCCAAGAAUCCGGCAGAUUUGCCAAAAUUGGUUAAAGCUGUGAGACGUCUUGCUAAGUCGGAUCCUAUUGUGCCAUGUAUCAUCGAAGAAUCUAGAGAGCACAUUAUUGCUGGUGCUAGUGAACUUCACCUUGAAAUCUGUUUUAAAGAUCUUGAAGAAGAUCACGCCUGUAUACCAAAUAAAAAGUCUGAUCCUGUCGUAUUAUACAGAGAAUCUAUUGCAGAACAAUUUAAUCAGAUGU